GUGCACUCUCUAUGGGGAUCACAUGGCUGUAAAUCUUCAGUGAGCUCAGCAGGAAACGAGGAGUGAGAUGACGACUACAUCAGCUCAAAACUGAAACUGUUGCUGCAUUUGAACCUUUCUUCGAUCAGAGGAUGAACGCAGAACAAAAGGACUGAUUGAUCACAUGACAAACUGAGGACACAGACAUGGCUUCUGUCCCAGAGCUUCUCUUGGACAUUCUGGAGGAGCUGGUUGAUAAAGAGUUGAGGACUUUCCAGUGGUUCCUUUAUAGUAAUAUUCUCAAAGGAUUCCCUUAUAUUCAAAAGUCUCGGGUCGAUGGGGUAGACAGGCCUGGCACUGUGGAUCUUUUGGUGCAGACAUAUGGCUACGACGGUGCUGUUAAAGUUACAGUGGAUGUACUGAUGAGGAUGAAACUCAAACUGUGGGCUGAAACACUUAUGAAGAAGUACGAUGCAGUUCCAUGCAAUCAAGUAGGCAAAGAAGUCGACCACCAUGCAAUCAGAGAAAAACUGAAAUCCACCCUAAGGGAAAAGUACCAAAACAUUUACGAGGGGAAUGCUGAUGAAGGAGACACUGUCUACCUGAACAAAAUCUACACCGAGCUGCACGUGAUCGAAGGAGCCUGGGGAGGCUUCAGCGAGGAGCAUGAGGUCAGACAGCAGAAGUCCAACCAAGUGACAACGGAAGAAACCUCCAUUAAAGCUAGUGACAUUUUCAAACCCAAGCCCAACCAAGAGAAGCGAAUUAGAACUGUGCUUACGCAGGGUAUACCUGGAGUGGGUAAAACUGUCUGUGUACAGAAGUUUACCCUGAGUUGGGCAGAAGGAGAGGAAAAUCAAGAUGUCACCUUCCUUUUCCCGCUUCCUUUCCGUGAACUGAACCCCAACAUUGGAGAGGACUACAGUCUGAUGCAGCUGCUCCAUCAGUUCUUCCCUGAGAUGAAACCUCUUGAGACACUGGGAACUGAAUACAAAGUCCUCUUCAUCUUUGACGGCUUGGACGAGACUCUCCUCCCCUUGAACUUUAAGCACAACAAGGUCUUGAGAGAUGAGACAGAGCCGGCCUCGCUAGAUGUGGUGAUCACCAACCUCAUCACGGGAGAUCUGCUUGGCAAGGCUCUCAUCUGGAUCACGUCAAGACCUGCCGCAAUUAGUCGGGUCCCUCGAAAGCACAUCCAGCUGUGGACGGAGGUGAAGGGCUUCGCUAUCGAACAGAGGGAGGAAUACUUCAAGAGGCGUUUGCGUGAUGAUAACCUUGCCACCAGAAUCAUCAACCAUGUGAAGUCAUCAAGAAGCCUCUACAUCAUGUGUCAGAUACCAGUUUUCUGCUGGAUCACAGUCACUGUAAUGAAGAAAAUGUUGCGCGACAAUGUGACAGGAGGCAUGCCCAACACCCUGACCGAGAUGUACGCAUAUCUUCUUCUCUGCCAGACAGACCGGAUGAUAGAAGGGCACUACCCGAUGGAAAGCGACAACGUUGUUUUGAAGCUAGCAGAGCUGGCAUUCCGUCAACUGGAGAAGGGCAAACUGAUUUUCUACGAGGCUGACUUGAAAGAAUGCGGCAUGGAUGUCAAAGAGGCAACAAUCUACUCAGGAGUUUGUACAGAGGUCUUCGUGAAGGAAGGCAGGAGGAGGAGAGAAGUGUUUAGCUUUGUACAUUUAACCAUCCAGGAGUUUUUGGCAGCUGUGUACGCCCAUCACUCCUACAUGCAAAGAAAGGAAAAUGUUCUUCUUGGAUACCUUAAAAGGAUGUCUACGAGGUGGCUCCCCAAGUCUGUGUUCAGUUUUCACAAAACUGCCGUCGAAAAAGCCUUGGAAAGUCCAGACGGCCACUGGGACCUCUUCCUUCGGUUUCUCCUGGGACUGUCGCUGAAGUCAAACCAAGAGCUUCUGGGUAGAAUACUGAAUCUAGAAACAGAAGGAGAGGAGGAUGUGGCUAGAACCAUCCAGUUUAUCAAGGAGAAGAUCAAAGAGGAACCAGAGGCCAAGCUCAACCUGUUCCACUGCCUGAGUGAGCUCAAAGAGGAGUCUUUGGUGCAGGAGGUCCAGAGCUUUGUUAGUUCCGGGAGGCUUGCAGCCAAAAAGCUGUCACCGGUCCAGUGGUCCGCUCUAACCUUUGAACUGAUGACAUCAGAGGCAACGGAGAAGGAGUUCGACUUGAAAAAGUACAACAGAUCAGAUGAAGGGGUAGUGAAGCUGCUGACUGUCAUUACUUCCUCCACACGUGCUCUGCUAAAUCGCUGCAACCUCACUGAGGUUGGCUGUGAAGUUUUGGCCUCCGUGUUGAGCUCUUCCUCCUCUCACCUGACAGAGCUGGACCUGAGUGACAACAACCUGAGGGAUUCAGGGGUGAAGCUGCUUUCUGGUGGAUUAGGGAGUCCAAAUUGUAAACUGAAGAAUUUAAGAUUACAUAAGUGUAAACUGGAAGGAGACUGCUGUGAAGGACUGGCUAUUGCUCUCAGCACAGAGUCUACCCGACUCAGAGAACUGGACCUGAGUGCUAAUCACUUCCACAAAGCAGGAGUGAAGGCUCUGUGUGUGGGUAUGCGCAGCCACCUCUGCAAACUAGAAACAGUGAGGUUGAAUCAGUGCAAGCUAAAAGAGAAUUGCUGUGCAGAUUUGGCUACAGUUUUGAGUUCAGGCACAUCUCACCUGAAAACCUUAGAUCUGAGCAACAACAGCCUAAAGGAUUCUGGUGUAUCUCUGCUUACUUCUGGACUGAGGAAUCCACACUGUACACUGGAAACACUAAGGCUCAGCUGGUGCGGCCUUACACAGAAAUGCUGCAAUGACAUUGGCUCAGCUCUCAGCUAUGACUCCUCCCACCUUAGAGAGCUGGACCUGAGUGGAAACAACCUGCAGGGUCCAGACAUCCAGCAGCUGUGUGUUGGACUGAGAAGUCCAAACUGUAAACUGGACACAUUAAGGUUAAACGAGUGCAAUCUCCAGAAAUGCUGUGCUGAUGUGGCCUUGGUCCUCAGCUCUGACACCUCUCACCUGAUGGAGCUCGAUCUGAGUGGAAACGACCUGCAGGAUUCAGAAGUGAAGCUCCUCUCUGUGGGACUGGCAAGUCCGGGCUGUAAACUGGAGACGUUACGACUGUCCUUCUGCGGAGUCACAAAGAAAGGCUGCAUUUAUUUGGCUUCAGCACUGAGCUCCAACCCUUCUCAUCUGAGGCAGCUGGACCUCAGCUACAACUACCUGCAGGACUCUGGAGUGAAGCUGGUCUCUGUUCAUUUGAACGACCCGCUCUGUAAACUGGAAACAUUACGUGUGGACUAUAAUGCAGAGUGCUACUUGAAAUCAACACUGAAAAACUAUGCAUGUACGCUGACUUUGGACACAAACACAGUUGCCAAGUCUCUCUUUCUGCACGAUAGUGGAAAGCAGGUGACGUGGGUCAGGGAGACACAGCAGUACCCAGAUCACCCCGGCAGGUUUGAGAGUGUCUCCCAGGUGCUGUGUCGCGAAGGCCUCACCCGACGCCACUACUGGGAGGUGGAGUGGCGAGGACGCUGGGUGGACGUUGCUGUGGUGAUGAGGGGGAUCCGUCGGAGGGCUGGCUCUCACCUGUGGUUUGGAUACACAGAUCAGUCCUGGAGUCUGUUCUGCUCUGAGGAUCACUACAGCGCUCAGCAUGACAACCAGCCUGUAGAAAUACCAGUCCCCCCGUCUCGCUCCCACAGGGUUGGAGUGUAUCUGGACUGGCCUGGUGGCUCCCUGUCCUUCUACAGUGUCUCCUCUGGGACUCUCAGUCACCUUCACACGUUCCACGGCUCCUUUACUGAGCCUCUCUACCCCGGGUUUGGGAUGGAGGAGGAUGACUGCUCUGUCACUAUUUGCACAGAGUGUUUGCCAACAUUAAUUUCUCGGUCAGCUAGUGCAGAAAGAAUUGAGGAAUUUUGAGAUGUUCACUUAUGCUGUCUAAAUGGAUUUCAAACCUACAAGAAAAAACAUAUGUAUGAAAACAUGGACAUUGUAAAAAAAAAAAGGAUAAUGCAAAUUUGCUAGCAUUUAUAAUGAAAAGGUCUGUUUCACUAAAUAAGCUGUUAUGUUGUGACAAAUAAAUGUACCUACCUAAAAAGGUUUCUACAAUCCAACCUGCAACUGCACCACAGGACAACACUGAUCCAUACUUUUUUAAAGUCAAAUGCUGCCAGUGAGUAAGGGCAAAUAUCAGUCUACAUUCAUGCUAGCAGCUCUCUGAGGUUGCACUUCUGUAAAGCUGCACUUUGAGUUCAAUGCUAACGUCAGCAAGCUAACAUGUUCAAAAUGACAAUGCUAACAUGCUGAUGUUUAGCUAAUAUGUUUACCCUGUUCACCAUUUAGUUAAGCGUGUUAGCAUGCAAACAUUUGCUAUUUGACUCUAUAUGAAUAGCAAAAUAAUAGAAUUGUGAAUUUUUGCUGAAACUGUCCAACCUAUGUAUUUUGCAGUUGUCACAAUCAGACCUGAAGGACAAUAAAUAUGACCACAGUGUUU
This is a messenger RNA of Micropterus salmoides (largemouth bass), 4479 nucleotides long. RefSeq names its product NACHT, LRR and PYD domains-containing protein 12-like. Gene Ontology annotation, molecular function: protein binding. Lineage: Eukaryota; Metazoa; Chordata; Actinopteri; Centrarchiformes; Centrarchidae. The record is from RefSeq and is a predicted model, not a curated record.